UACUAAAAGUAUAAUUUACAUGAAUUAAAAGAAAAAAGACUUGUGUUUUUAUCACCAAAAUUUUCCUUAUUAAUUAUCCAGAGCACGAGCAUUUCAAUAUAUAUAUACAUGUACUUUAACAAAGUGUGCAUAAAAUAUACACACAUUUGUACAAUAUCUGAAGGUUCUGGAUGGUAGACUUAAUAGACACGGAUCAGAUCAGAUAGUUUGACAUUAUAUUUUCUUUAUAUUACCACUUAAUAGCUAUUAAUAUUACUAUUUUAUUUCAAACUUUUACUUAUGUUUAUUUUUAUUAGGGUUAUUACUACCAGGAAUUGUAAAGUGAGAGUUAUAAAAAAAAUUUGGUGUGAAAUGAUCAUUUUUCUUUUUUUCUAAUGACACUUAUCCUUUUGUGUUACUUGGAUUCCUUCCAUACUCUUUUCCACACACUGGCUCUCUCUUUCUCCAUUCUUUAUUUUGGUGUCUCUCCUUCUCUCUCUCUCUCUCUCUCUCUCUCUCUCUCUCUCUCUCUCUCUCUCUCUCUCUCUCUCUCUCUCUCUCUCCUGCAGAAAAUAGAAAGGAGCGUCUUUCUGCAUAGUUUGAUGGAAAUGAAGGAGAAUUCAGUUAAGGAACCAAUUUGGGAACCUGUUGAACCUGUAGCUCCAACAACCAGGACCAAAACCAAGUCCGUGGAAUUUGAAGAACUCUCCUUGGACAAGCCAAUUUUUGAAGCUUCCCCAUUCGUCGUCAUUAGCCGAGCUCUAUCUGUUAUAUCUGCGUUCAUCGCUAUGCUCUUUUCGCUUCUUGUAUUCGCAGCUUGUGUCCUCAUUUUUUGUCUAGAUGCCGCUAACAAAUGGCUAAUGAAAACCACAGAGAAAUUAAACGCCAAGGGUAAGGAAAGAGAGAGCCACGUGAAUCGUGGCGAAACCAAAAAUUUUCUGGAAGCUAGUUUCAGUGGGAAAGAUAAAGAGACAAGGAACACAGAAACCAAUAACCCUAACCGACAUGGCAACUACAAAGAGAAUCGAAGAUUGUAUGCUUCCGUCAUUACUGGCAGCCAAACUGUCAAUUCUGUUGACCAUGGCUAUGCAAUUGAUAACUGCUUUAACAACUAUGGCGACGGGGAGCAAGAUUACAGCUAUUGUGAGGUUAACAGUUCUACAAGUAGAGAUUCCUAUAACAACCAUGCAUCGGGCCUACAAGCUCUCAGCGGUGCAAACAUUUGGACUUCUAAAAGUGAAGAUGCCUUUAACAACAUGAGCAUAUACUCACAAACUUACAGGGGUGCAAAAAUUGGCAAUUCUGAGGAGCGCAAAGCAAUUCGUCGUGCCUACAACAAUGGAAAGAACGGAGUCCAAAACUACGAUGGUUAUACAAAUUUGCUGGGGAAACAUAAUGAAUGAACACCAAAGUCCUUGUUGACAUUCAAGAGAGAGAAAAAGUAUGGAUUUUACAGACAGUUAUUGUUAUCAUGCAAUUUAUUUAUCAUGUAUCUCAAGACUAUGUUUAUUGUUGGUAUGCAUGCAUGGACACCAUAUCGAACUGUUUGAUGUUAAUAGCUAUAUGUUCUACUCUUCUUUCCCAUA
This is a messenger RNA of Vigna angularis (adzuki bean), 1565 nucleotides long. RefSeq lists its product as uncharacterized. The record is from RefSeq and is a predicted model, not a curated record. The transcript is spliced from 3 exons. Bases 375 to 1382 code for a protein of 335 amino acids. Lineage: Eukaryota; Viridiplantae; Streptophyta; Magnoliopsida; Fabales; Fabaceae.